Molecule: messenger RNA, 621 nt
Organism: Culex quinquefasciatus (southern house mosquito)
Lineage: Eukaryota; Metazoa; Arthropoda; Insecta; Diptera; Culicidae
Exons: 1
Coding region: 20-526 (168 amino acids)
Source: RefSeq, a predicted model, not a curated record
UCGGGAAAACCUGUUAAAAAUGAAAGCUACACUUGCAGCAUUCCUAAUAUUCAGCGUAAUUUCCGUUGCUCUGGCCCACGAAUGGGCCCAGCCGGGAAAGUGUGUGCAGUUCUAUAGUUUGAACAACGGUAAGCGAUUGGCCGCUUUGGACUCGAAACAUGACAGGGAUCGGCGCUAUGCCGGUACUGUUGGCGGUGCCGGCGAUUAUUGGAUCGUUACAAAGGACGAAAGAUAUGCCGACCAUUACAAAAUCAAACACAGAGAUAACGGCGAAGAACUGUUCGAGUCUGAACAGAACUACCAUGGCAACUACAUAUUCACCUGGGUGCCGAAAACGCUGAUCAACGAUGGGGGUGCUUCGUGGAACAUCAUGCGGGCCGGCAACGGAAAUUACAAGCUCAAAAAUAAAAAGUUUAACAACUGCUUGUGGCAAGCCGAAAGUAAAAUAAGUGCCUUUGAAGCGUGUGACAAUAAUGAUUAUUUGUGGAAACUUUUUGUCUAUCCAUGCUCAGCAAACAAAGGAUAAUGAAGAGUAUGAAGGAGUUUUGUAAUGCCCCGUUUCUUUUUGUAAAUUUCCCGGAAAUUCCCGAAAUACAAACGAAAUUAACAUUUUCCUAACUU